Molecule: messenger RNA, 1545 nt
Organism: Hevea brasiliensis (rubber tree)
Lineage: Eukaryota; Viridiplantae; Streptophyta; Magnoliopsida; Malpighiales; Euphorbiaceae
Product: STOREKEEPER protein
Exons: 1
Coding region: 118-1293 (391 amino acids)
Biological process (GO): regulation of DNA-templated transcription
Cellular component (GO): nucleus
Source: RefSeq, a predicted model, not a curated record
UCUAGUUCCUAACCCCAAAAGCCUAUUCGUAGGAAUUAAGAAAUAGAAGCUAAAUCAAACCCUACAAAUCCUUGCCUAUAUAAUCUCUCGCAGCUGGCCACCGAGUGAAAACCCUCCAUGGCUAUUAAGCGUGUCUCUGAAAAUCCGCCACCUGCCUCUUUCGAAGAGGAAGAAGAAGAGGAAGACGACUCAACCGAAGAAAACGACAGCGUUGUGUACGAGCAAAACGAUGUCGCUGAUGUAAAAGAAGACGACGAUGAGGGGCCACAGGAGUCGCCUGUGCUAAACAAGUCCGCUGUCCCUGCAACUCCUCCAAAAUCCAGCUCGGCUACUGAGUCAGACUCCGAGUCGACUCAGCCAUCUCUUUCCCCUUCCGCCUUCACCAUCAAGCUCCAUAAACGCACUUCAAAGCCUAACAAAUCAGUUUUAAAGCGACCCGCGGACUCCGACAUCAUAGCCUGGGAAAGACCAAGUAAGAAAAAUAAGGCGACCGGCGGUGGCGAUGAGGAGGAGGUGAAGAAGGGGUCUGUGAUCCAACGGCUGUGGAGCGAGGACGAUGAGAUAGCCAUCUUAAACGGCUUGAGUCAGUACAAGUCCGAGAAAGGCGCCGAUCCUUAUGCCGAUAUGGGUGAUUUCCAUGAAUUCAUCGAGAAAUCUCUACAUGUGGAUGUGUCGAAGAAUCAACUCAUAGACAAAAUCAGAAGGCUGAAGAAAAAAUACCAAAACAAUCUCGAAAGAGGUGAAAAUGGCCGAGACCCUGUUUUCUCUAAACCCCAUGAUGUCAAAUCUUUCGAGCUCUCGAAGAAAUUCUGGGAUGGUGGCAAAAGUAAUGAAAAAAAUGAUUCUGUAAAUCGAAGUGGCAAGGUUAAUAGCAGCAACGGCGGUGGCGGUGGCGGUGGUGGUGUUACCUUGGCGCUGGCAAAUCAAAGGAAGGGGAAUCAAUUGAGACCCAGAAAGGAAAUGCAGGCUCCGAACAGGCAAGUGAAAAUUGAAGAGAAUCAUCAAGUGAAGGGUGAUGAAAAGAUGCAAGAGAAGGGAGAGGAUGCGGAGGAGGAACUGUGGGAAAUGUAUCCAUUUUUGAGCGAGUCGCUAGAGAUGGACUGCUUAUCUGAGGGGGUGAAGGUGAUUCUGAGGCAGCAGAUGGGGAUGAUUGAGAAAGGGAAGUUGAAGGAGUUGGAGGACAAGUGGAAGAGGUUGAAACAAGCUGAAUUGGAGUUGUUUGUGCAGAGGAUGGAGUUGGCUCAUGAACAAGUUAAGUUGAGUCUGGAUUCAAUCAAGUCUGGAGAGUCCUAGCUAUCUGAGAUUUGGUACGUAGCCUUGUUUGAUUGGUUUUGUUAAAUUUAAGAGUCAGAUAUCUAAAAUUUUUGUUCAAGAAUUUUGAUCUGAGUCUUGGCAAAAUUAGAAGGCAAUUAAUUCAUGUUUUGUUGGUUUUGUUUCCUCGAGUGUCUGAGUUCUUAACUUUGGUGAGCAGCUUUGGGAUUAUAUAAGAUUUUUGCUAGAUGGAUAUAUCUUCAUUAUGGAAUGUACCAUUCUAUGUUUAUCUCC